UUAAUCUCUGACGUCUGAUUGGGCCGUGCUGGACGAAUACAGGGAUCGGAGAGGCGCUUUGAUGUGGAGAAGAAGGAGCCGCAGUGUGUGCGCGCGCGGAGAGGCCGAAACACACCAUGUUCAUUACCAAGCAUGUGAGGACGGGCAGCCGAUGAUGCUAGCUCUACCAUGGGCAGUGUCACUCUCCGCUACUUCUGCUAUGGCUGCCUCUUCACGUCGCUGACGUGGUCCGUCCUGCUCUUCCUCUACUUCAGCCUGAGUCAGGAGAGCCGCCUGUCCUCCAGCCAUGUGCCCAUCCAGGGGGCGCAACACCGCUUCCAGCCCCGCUUCACCCGCCGCCCCGCCCCGCUCAACAAAGCACACGGACACGACGGUCGCCACGCCGACCUCUCCCCCGAGAUGGGAAUGAUUUAUAAUGAGAAGGAUCAGGAAGUGAGGGAUACAGGUUACCACAGACACGCCUUCAACGUCCUCAUCAGCAACCGGAUCGGAUAUCACCGUGACCUGCCCGAUACCAGGAAUGAAAAGUGUAAAGCGAAGACGUAUCCGUUAGAUUUGCAGGCGGCCAGCGUGGUGAUCUGCUUCUUUAACGAGGCGUUCUCGGCCCUGCUCAGGACGGUGCACAGCGUCCUGGACCGAACGCCCAGUUACCUCCUGCACGAGAUCAUCCUGGUGGACGACAGCAGUGAGCUAGAUGACCUGAAGCAGGAUCUGGAUGUGUACAUACACACUCACCUGCCAGACAAAGUGAAGUUGGUGCGCAAUAAGAGGAGAGAAGGACUGAUCAGAGGAAGGAUGAUCGGAGCCUCACAUGCUACAGGUAAGGUCUUGGUGUUCCUGGACAGUCACUGUGAGGUGAACGAGGCGUGGCUGCAGCCGUUGCUGAGCCCGAUUAAAGAGAACCGGCGGAUGGUGGUGUGUCCAGUUAUCGACAUCAUAAGCGCCGACACGCUGCUCUACAGCCCCUCCCCCAUCGUCAGAGGGGGCUUUAACUGGGGGCUGCACUUUAAAUGGGACCCCGUUCCUGUAUCAGAGCUCAACAACCCCAGCGGCGCCAUCAGGUCUCCUACGAUGGCCGGGGGUCUGUUUGCCAUGGACCGAGAAUACUUCAACGAGCUCGGACAGUACGACAGCGGCAUGGACAUCUGGGGCGGAGAAAACCUGGAGAUCUCAUUCAGAAUCUGGAUGUGUGGAGGUCAGCUCCUGAUCAUGCCCUGCUCGAGAGUGGGCCACAUUUUCCGUAAGCGUCGUCCGUACGGCUCACCCGGAGGACAGGACACGAUGGCGCGGAAUUCGCUGCGUCUGGCCCACGUCUGGAUGGACGAGUACAAGGAGCAGUACUUUGCCCUGCGUCCUGAGCUCAGAAGCCAUGACUUCGGGGACAUCAGUGACCGGCUGGCCUUGCGUGAGCGCCUGCAGUGUCGCACCUUUAAGUGGUAUCUCGAUCACGUUUACCCAGAAAUGCAGCUGUCCUCACCCCAGAAUAAAGCACAGCCUCCUGUCUUCUUCAACCGCGGCGUCAAGAGGCCCAAAGUGCUGCAGCGGGGCCGGCUGCGUAACCUGCUGGCUGAGAAGUGUCUGGUGGCUCAGGGGCGUCCCAGUCAGAAAGGCGGCACUGUCGUGGUGAGACCCUGCGAUUCUCAGGACCCUGAACAGGAGUGGACGUAUGAUGAGGAGCACGAGCUGAUCCUGGCCGGCUUGCUGUGUCUGGACAUGUCGGAGAUCCGCUCGGCCGAUCCUCCUCGCCUCAUGAAGUGUCACGGCUCGGGCGGCUCUCAGCAGUGGAGUCUCGGGAAGAACAGUCGUCUGUACCAGGUGUCAGUGGGUCAGUGUCUGGCCGUCCUCGACCCACUCAGCCAUAAGGGCUACGUUGCCAUGGCGAUCUGCGACGGCUCCGAGGGCCAGCAGUGGCAGCUAGAGGGAUGAUGAAGCUUUGCUCUGAACACACACACACGCACUCGCCCCCUGCAGCCUGUGGGGUGAACCAACAGUUGAUAAUUGGCAGAAAAACUGACCAAUAACGCAGCACAUAUUCAUUACGGCUGACGGAGCGAGAUUCAGCUGAUCCAGUGAAGUGCAUCUCUCUCUCUCUCUCUCUCUCUGUAUUCCUCAACGUCAAUGGAAGCUCUUUUUUUAAUUUAUAAUUUUAAGCGGCUUGAUGAAUCUUAACCUGUUUGCACAGUGAUUUUUUUUUUUGCAGAGACAAUUCAGCAACCUAAGCGUAGAUGUUCUCGUGGAUCGACUCGCAGUACUGAUCUGUCCGACUUUUACAUUUCUGUAACUUUUGAUAAUAAUUUUGAAUCCUAUAGCGCGGGACGUUUCGCUUCGUUUUCUUUAAAGGAAAAGUCGGAGGUGUGACGGCGGCGUUAAACACCCGGGCUACGUUUCAUUUGACUUUUUAUCUUUAUUCUUUAGGUCAUGAUGUCAUUUGUGCUUAUAUAAAUUAAUAGGUCAGGCUAGGCUUGUGCGAUAUUGAUUUUUAUUAUUAUUAUUUUUCUUCUUCCUGCUCAUAAUUUACAUUAAAAUGGUAUUUAAGCCCUUAUUCUUGUAAACCGCUGUAAGAUCACAUUAGAUUAGAUUUUAUUUCAGGUUAAUAAACUAAACAGUCUCUAUUAUGACAGCAUGCAGGUGUGUGAUGGAGGAAGUGGGCGGGGCUUCCAGGUGAUGUUCGAUACAGAUGUGAUCUGCUUUAAUGUGGAGGUAAAUGUCGUGAGGUCUGGUAAUAUAACAGUAUUAAUAUAAUCAGCAUGAAUUUUGGGAAUGGUUAUAUCGCACAAGCCUACAGCAUGUAGGAAUGACCGCAGUGAAGUCUGAAGUGCGUCAGGACUGAGGAGAAGUCCAUGUCUGAUUUCUUUUCAUUGUGGCUCAAACCAACCAGGUUCAUUAGAAAUAUCACACGAGGCUCUUCAUAAACUCUAAACAUCCAUGUCCAGUCCUGAGCACAACUCCUAGUAGUUGAAGUUAAGGUCAGUUUUAUUUGUGUUUUCAUUUUUUCUUAUGCUGUGAAAGUAAGCGGUUUGAUUAAUGAAGUGCUGUUUUCAUAUCCUCUGUUCUGUUAUCAAUAAAGGAACAUCGGAAAUA
Molecule: messenger RNA, 3081 nt
Organism: Hemibagrus wyckioides
Lineage: Eukaryota; Metazoa; Chordata; Actinopteri; Siluriformes; Bagridae
Gene: galnt11
Product: UDP-N-acetyl-alpha-D-galactosamine:polypeptide N-acetylgalactosaminyltransferase 11 (GalNAc-T11)
Exons: 12
Coding region: 169-1926 (585 amino acids)
Biological process (GO): regulation of Notch signaling pathway
Cellular component (GO): Golgi apparatus
Molecular function (GO): Notch binding
Source: RefSeq, a predicted model, not a curated record